CUCUCUCUCUCUAAGAUUCGAAGGAGAAAAAGAGAAGCUUUUAGAGAAAGACAUGAAGAAUAUAUUCAAAGCGGCCUUACUUUAGUUCGUGGAUGCCUAUCUAUUCAUGGACUAAGAAGAUGACCACUCUUUUCCCACUCUCUGAACCAUCCUCCUCCUGGCUUUUAUAAUCUCUUCCAUUUCAUCCACCACUUUUGCAUGAGAAGAAGCAUGUGACCCCAAAGAGAUAGAGAGAGAAAGAGAGAGGGUGAGAAAUGGGGUGCUGCCCUCUCGGGAAGAAGUUCUCCAAGGCAUUUGGGAAGUGCAGUGGAAAAGAGGAGAGAAGAAGCAUAUCCAGAGCAGUUAAGCUUUCGCCACCGCCGGCCUACCUCUACUCCCGCCCAACAACAACACUCAUCAAAUCUGUAAAUUUCAGUAACGAUACGCAUACGCCCAUUGUCAUUAUUCCGCCUGAUCCAAAUCCCCCGAAACCACGCCCGGUAGAGAAUCCUGCACAUCAGCACCCUAUGAGCACCACCACCGCCACCACUUCCGCCGCCGCCGCCGCCGCCACCUCAGCUCCGGCGAAACCGGUGCCCAUAGCUGAACCGUCGCAUGUGGUGAGUUCACCGGCCACAGGUCCGGUUCAAAAACAACCGGGUCCGGUCCAGCGCGGCCCGCCGCAUUGCUACGUGAUGUCGCCGUUGCCGAGGUGGGAGGAAAGGCCGCCGCGGAGAAGGGAGUACUUGAGCGGGGAGUACAGUUACUAUCCUACCCCUAUUCGAGAGGGUAUUUACAACAUUGGCACCGAUCCUAAUCGCCUCACCUCCAUUUUCAGCGAGGAGAACCCUAAUGCCUGCACUAUUGUAUGAAGGAAUUAAUGGUGAUAUAAAACUAAAUGUAUCAUAUAUUUCCUUUUUUUAAUAUAUAUUAUUUG
Messenger RNA from Phalaenopsis equestris, 916 nucleotides. RefSeq names its product proline-rich receptor-like protein kinase PERK8. The record is from RefSeq and is a predicted model, not a curated record. Bases 255 to 851 code for a protein of 198 amino acids. Lineage: Eukaryota; Viridiplantae; Streptophyta; Magnoliopsida; Asparagales; Orchidaceae. The transcript has 2 exons.